Macadamia integrifolia is the source of this 2123-nucleotide messenger RNA. Its product is annotated as putative polyol transporter 1. Gene Ontology annotation, biological process: transmembrane transport. Gene Ontology annotation, molecular function: carbohydrate transmembrane transporter activity. Gene Ontology annotation, cellular component: membrane. Lineage: Eukaryota; Viridiplantae; Streptophyta; Magnoliopsida; Proteales; Proteaceae. Bases 94 to 1713 code for a protein of 539 amino acids. The record is from RefSeq and is a predicted model, not a curated record. The transcript is spliced from 2 exons.
AUGGAAGAGAGCUCAGACUUUACUGUGCUGGUAACUUCAAUCCCCUACUCUCCCAAUUAGCUUUGGACUAAAGUGGAAGAUAAAAAAAAAAAAAUGGCAAAACCAAAAGCCGGGCAGAAUGCAGCUUAUGGGUCACCGGAAAGUCCAGCACCAACGUUUGAGUUGCCGAAAAAGCGCCGUACUAACAAGUAUGCUCUCUGCAGUGCAAUCUUAGCUUCCAUGUCUUCAGUUUUAUUAGGCUACGAUAUUGGAGUGAUGAGUGGAGCAGCACUGUCCAUCAAAGAGGAUCUCCAUGUAAGCGACACACAAAUAGAAAUCCUAGUUGGAACCCUCAGCAUUUACUCUCUUAUUGGAUCAGCGGCAGCUGGAAGAACCUCUGAUUGGAUCGGACGUCGCUACACCAUAGUCUUCGCGGCUGUCAUCUUCUUCAUAGGAGCCUUAAUGAUGGGUCUCGCCAUAAACUAUGCCCUCCUCAUGGUAGGCCGCUUCGUGGCUGGUAUCGGCGUUGGCUACGCUCUCAUGAUCGCUCCUGUCUACACCGCCGAGGUGUCACCCGCUUCGUUUCGAGGCUUCUUAACAUCCUUCCCCGAAGUCUUCAUCAACUUUGGAGUCUUGCUUGGCUACGUCUCCAACUACGUCUUCACUAGGCUUCCACUCCAUUUGGGCUGGCGUCUCAUGCUCGGUGUGGGAGCGAUUCCGUCGGUGUUCUUGGGGGUUUGUGUACUCACUAUGCCUGAGUCACCACGUUGGCUUGUCAUGCAGGGUCGACUCGGUGAUGCCAUACAGGUACUCAACAAGACUUCCGAUUCCAAAGAGGAGGCUGAGUUGCGACUCGCUGACAUCAAGGAGGCAGCAGGAAUUCCGGCAGAAUGCAAUGAUCCGAUCGUGGUUGUACCCAAACGGAGCCACGGUGAAGGUGUAUGGAAAGAGCUCCUCCUCCACCCCAUACCGUCCGUGCGACGUGUCUUGAUCGCAGCCGUUGGUAUUCAUUUCUUCCAACCGGCGACUGGGAUUGGUGCCGUAGUAUUGUACAGCCCACGGAUCUUCGAGAAGGCUGGGAUCACCAGUAAGAGCAAGAAGCUCGCAGCAACUGUGGCCGUUGGAUUUACGAAGACUAUCUUUGUCUUGGUGGCCACCUUCUUCGUAGACAAGUUUGGACGGCGACCUCUGCUUCUGAGCAGUGUGGGAGGGAUGACUAUCUCAUUGGUUUGUGUCGGGUUCGGGUUAACGAUGGUGGAAACCCACCUGCAUGAGAAUAUGGGGUGGGCCAUGGCGCUGUGCGUAACCAUGGUGAUGGUCUACGUGGCGUUUUAUGCGAUUGGGGUUGGGCCUGUCACGUGGGUGUAUUGCUCGGAGAUAUUCCCGUUGAGGCUGAGGGCACAGGGGUCUAGUUUCGCCGUGGCUGUGAAUCUGGUGACGGCUGGGGUGCAGGCCAUGACCUUUAUAUCGCUGUACAAAGCUAUCACCAUCGGUGGGGUCUUCUUCUUGUAUGCCGGAAUAGGAGCUCUGGCAUUUGUCUUCUUCUUUGUAUUCCUGCCGGAGACGCGUGGGAAGACCCUGGAAGAGAUGGAAGGGGUGUUUGGCAAGUUUAGCUGGAGGGCCAACUUCAACAACGACAAAGGCAAUAGCCAGGGCAUACAAGCCACAGCCCCAACCACAGCCACAGCCACAGGCACCACUGUCGGUGAUGUUCAGUUAGGCAGUAAGGCUUAGUUUGGCUGUCAAGAAAUGGAUGAAAAAGUGAAAAAAAAAUUCAACAAAUUUUGAAUUUGAGAAGAAAAAUAAACACAUGAGCCAAUCAUAAAUCAUAUCAUGAUGCAAUAAUUAUAACCGGCUCAUGGGUUUAUCUCAUUACUCAAAUUCAAUUUGUUUUUUAAUUUUCUAUUAUUUUUUAUCCAUUUCUUGACAUCCAAACUAAGCCUAAAUGAUAAGAGUUGUAAAAUAAUGAUGAUAACGAGUUAAGAGAUGGGAAAAAAUGUUUGUAACUAACGUGGUUAUAACUUAAGUUGUAACCUCUCUUUUAUGCUCAUCAGUAGGUAAGCGUUGCUCUUGCCACAUUAGGUAUUAAAUUGUCAUUUUACUUUUAGUGGAUGGAUAGUAAAAAUUGUUGAAAGUUUCUACUA